Bombina bombina (fire-bellied toad) is the source of this 2019-nucleotide messenger RNA. It is a transcript of the gene AIP, whose product is annotated as aryl hydrocarbon receptor interacting protein. Bases 68 to 1048 code for a protein of 326 amino acids. The record is from RefSeq and is a predicted model, not a curated record. The transcript is spliced from 6 exons. NCBI's taxonomy places the organism in Eukaryota, Metazoa, Chordata, Amphibia, Anura, Bombinatoridae. Gene Ontology annotation, molecular function: protein binding; peptidyl-prolyl cis-trans isomerase activity.
UGCGUAUACAGAGCCUCCGCCUUCUUUUCCGUGCCUUUGCGUUAAUUGAAAUAAGCUACCGGGGAAGAUGGCGGCGGAGGUGAUAGCGGAAGGUAUUAGGAAGCGACUGGUGACCCCAGGUGGUUCUGUGCAAUCGGAUUUUCGGGAUGGCACCAAGACUACAUUUCAUUACCGGACUGAGCUGUGUGAUGAAAAACGCACUGUAAUUGAUGACAGCUCAGAAAGGUCUAAACCCAUGGAAUUGAUAAUCGGAAAGAAAUUCAAGCUGCCCGUUUGGGAAACAGUCAUUCGCAGCAUGAGACAAGGCGAAAUUUCAGAAUUUUUGUGUGACACUCCGCACGUCAUUGAAUAUCCCCAAGUAUCUCGAAGUCUUCGAAGGAUUGCAGCAGGAGAAGAUCCCCGUGAUGGGCAGCGGCACUGCUGUGGUGGUAUUGCUCAGCUUCAUGACCACUCCUUAGGUUAUCCUGACUUGGACCAACUACAUAAAGAUCCCCAGCCUCUUAUCUUUAUUAUUACCCUAAUACAGAUCCAAGAGCCAGGCUCAUACAGACAGGAUGCUUGGGCUAUGACUGAUGAGGAAAAGUUGUUAGCUGUGCCUGUCCUCCAUCAAGAAGGAAACCAGCUGUAUAAAGAUGGAAAGACUAUUGAGGCAGCAGCCAAAUAUUAUGAAGCCAUUGCCUGCUUGAAAUCUCUUCAGAUGAAGGAGCAGCCAGGCUCUCCUGAUUGGAUUGAUCUAGAUCUAAAAAUUACACCACUGCUACUGAAUUAUUGUCAGUGUAAACUGCUCGAGGGGGAAUACUAUACAGUGCUUGAGCACUGUUCAUCUAUACUAAACAAGUACUCAGAUAAUGUAAAAGCAUUAUUUAAGCGAGGACGUGCUCAUGCUGCAGUAUGGAAUGCAUCAGAAGCAGAGAAAGACUUCUCUCGAGCUGUAUCCCUUGAUCCAUCCCUUGCACCCCUUGUUGCCAAGGAACUAAAACAUUUGGAAGUACGUCUACAGGAGAAGGACCGUGAGGACAAGGACCGAUUCCGUGGAAUUUUCAAGUGACUAAAGGGCAGGUCCCACUUAUUUAAGGAGACAUUUUCUAUAUAGGUCAUACUCCAUUUUGUAUGAGAAAGCAAUUUUGUUUUUGGAUGUCAGUGCCACCAUCUUGUGUUUCAGGAUUCUUGCCGAUAAUGCAUUGGCCAGUUAUCUCUUUGAAACUUUAGCCUAUAACUGGUCAGAUUUUACAAUGAAUGUUCCUAACAGUGAAGGUUAGGUGCAGAGACUUGUUUAUAUCACUGCAUAUCUUCCAGUAAACACAUCACACUGCAGUUUUCUCAACCUCUUACCUGUCAGUGUGCAGCCUCACGCUUGUCAGCAAGAGUAAAACUUUAUUUAUAUAUACAUAUAUAAAAGAAAGGAAAAUGCAAAGUGUUAAGAAUGAAAGUACAAAGCCCCAGUAGGUGUCACGUGCGUGCAUUACGUUCUGUUUCUGCAAGACAUUCUCUCACAAGAGCCCGGGCAUGAAUUAUACCUAGAAGAAACAUAAGAAAAUUAAGAGAAAAGGUAGGUAAUAACAUGGCAUAAGCCUGUUGCCACGAGUCAUAUUGCCAGAGAAAAUAGGUUUAUUGCGUUACAGAAACGAUUACAUCAACCUAUCCUCUGCAGAUUAUGGUUUCUCACCUCUCUUUAAUCUCUCCAUUGCACUUUUACUUCCUGCAUAAGUAGGUCUGAUCUCUCUUCCCAUUUCUUCAAUAACAGACAGCAGGUCACUAUAUGUCCCCUGUGAAACGGCCUGUGAGACUGCAGGCUUCACUCCCUGUUAGAAUAGUAGACACUAAGAAUAUGGAUAGCUUUGCUCUUAACUAAAUCGUAAUCUCUUACUGGCAACAUUUGGUAUUUGUAUGUCUAGAGUUCUGUACAUGAGUAAACUGUAUAAAAAAUAAAAGCUUAAAGUAAAUUGUGACUCCUGCUGUACAAUCAAUACCAUACAGAAAUGACUAAGUCAAGCCUCAAUAAAUUUGUUUAAAAUCUAA